Molecule: messenger RNA, 2071 nt
Organism: Arabidopsis arenosa
Lineage: Eukaryota; Viridiplantae; Streptophyta; Magnoliopsida; Brassicales; Brassicaceae
Source: the annotation of a GenBank genome assembly
UAAUUUUAUAUCCUCGUCCCAUAAAGACCAUAAAGACCAUUAAGCCUUCUCACUCGCUUACUCCUUCACUUCUCAUGAGCUAUGGCUGCGAUUGUUGCCAUUGCUACGAGACUAACGCGAACGGCACAAUGGUCGAUUGUGCAACAGCAAUAUCUGCUGCGUUUAGUGUCAACAUCAUUGUUUUCGAACUCAUCUUUCCAAAAUCACUCCUCUUCAGCAUUUCAUCGAGCAGGUCUUGUGCAUUCUCCACUCCUAAGCUAUGUCCCACGUUUUGUCUCCUCCAAUUGCUUCUCCACUAAAAUCAUCUCCGACAUGUUAGAUAUCAACCAAUCCUUGGUUCCGUUGGAACAGGGUCUGAUUGAUUUGAUCAGACACGUCUCUCAGCUAGAGUCAGAGACGGACGCCAUGGCUUCUCUAGAAGAAUCAUCAUUUGAUCUAAAUCAUGAAUCUUUCUACUCUUUAAUCUGGGAAUUAAGAGAUGAAUGGAGGCUUGCCUUUCUAGCAUUCAAAUGGGGAGAGAAACGCGGCUGUGAUGAUCAGAAAGCUUGUGAUUUGAUGAUCUGGGUGUUGGGUAAUCAUCAAAAGUUCAACAUUGCUUGGUGUUUGAUCCGUGAUAUGUUUCAUGUAUCAAAGGAUACUAGAAAGGCCAUGUUUCUCAUGAUGGACAGAUAUGCUGCUGCUAAUGAUACUAGCCAAGCUAUUCGGACAUUUGAUAUUAUGGAUAAGUUUAAACACACUCCUGAUGAUGAAGCAUUUCAAGGAUUGCUAUAUGCAUUGUGUAGACAUGGGCACAUUGAAAAAGCUGAAGAGUUCAUGCUUGCAAGCAAAAAGCUCUUUCCGGUCGAUGUUGAGGGAUUCAACAUCAUUCUUAAUGGUUGGUGUAACAUUUGGACUGAUGUGACUGAAGCAAAGAGGAUUUGGCGAGAGAUGGGGAAUUACUGUAUCACGCCUAACAAGGACUCUUACAGUCACAUGAUCUCUUGCUUCUCUAAAGUUGGGAACCUUUUUGAUUCUCUCAGGCUCUACGAUGAAAUGAAGAAACGGGGAUUGGCUCCAGGGAUUGAAGUUUACAAUUCUUUGGUUUAUGUGUUGACCCGUGAGAAUUGCUUUGAUGAAGCUAUGAAGCUUAUGGAAAAGUUGAACGAGGAAGGAUUAAAGCCAGAUUCAGUCACCUACAACUCGAUGAUACGCCCCCUUUGUGAGGCUGGAAAGCUGGACCUUGCCAGGAAUGUAUUGGCAACCAUGAUAAGUGAGAACCUUAGUCCAACAGUUGAUACAUUUCAUGCAUUCCUUGAGGCUGUAUAUUUCGAUAAAACUUUAGAGGUUUUAGGCCAAAUGAAGGUCUCUGGCUUAGGUCCUACAGAAGAGACCUUUCUUCUCAUUCUUGGAAAAUUGUUCAAGGGAAAGCAACCAGAAAAUGCUUUGAAGAUCUGGGCGGAAAUGGAUCGUUUUGAGAUAGUGGCUAAUCCUGCUCUUUACUUGGCUACAGUACAUGGCCUUUUGUCAUGUGGGUGGCUUGAAAUGGCCAGAGAGAUCUAUUCAGAGAUGAAAUCAAAGGGGUUCCCAGGAAAUCCUAUGCUCCAGAAACUUCUGGAGGAGCAAAAGGUGAAGGGGAUCAGAAAAAGCAAGAGGAUAGAUCCUCAAAAAGUUGGUUCUCGGGGAGGCUAUAAGGACCUCAUGGUCUCCACUCUUCUGAAAUGUGUUAUGUGCAAUCUGCACGAGACCAGAAGCUUGGUUCCCAACCUAUCCGUUCCAUUUGGUUUGUCUGCUUUCACUUCAUCUGCCGUGCAGUAUUCCAGGAAUCUCUCUCCAGAUUACAUGAAAGACAUUAGAAACUAGUGUGAUUCUUGAUUGUUACACGUCCACGCAUCGCUGCACGUUCAAGUUACAAGAAGUUACGGUUCAGGCCAGACCGCACAACAGGCAAAGGCUGAGCUCAAUGUGUUUCAAAGGCAAGAUCUUCAGAGCUCUCAUUGUCUAUUAUGCCUUUUUCUGUAUUCUUUUUGUCCUUGGACUUCGUUUUUUAUAAUUCUUCUGUAUCAUAACUCAUGAAUCAAUGAUGAAUGUUAUG